CCUCAUAACUGGUUUCUAAUUGGUAGAAACAAUACAGAAAAUUGACAAUUUGACCAAAUAUAAGUCUGCUACAAAUAUGCUCAAAAAAACAAUAGAAGAAGAAAAAGAUGAUGAUCAUAAUCAUAAUCACCAUUUUUGCUCAGAAACAGAGUUUCAGCGAAAGGGGUUGCUAAUUUUGAUUCAUUAACAUACUAAGUGUGGCUUAGAUUCUUGUCUUGGAAAUGCAACAUCAUCGUAAAAAACGUGCAGUUUUGCCAGUAAUACAAAUUCCAAGAAAAUCUUUGUUCUUGUGUACUCUUCUUCUUGUCUGUUUUGUUAGCGGCUUCAUUUUUUCUUCAAUUCGUCUCUUAUUUCGAGGGUUUCAUCCAUGGCGGCCUGAGGCAACCACAACCAUAAGCCGUGUUAAACCGAAUAUUCCAGUUAUAGAAACCGUUGAAUUCCCUGAUGAGAUUAUUGCUUUCCUAAAAUACCCUUCUUCAACUCCCUUAUUUACCAAACAUGACAUAUACUGUAUCUACCUUACUCCUAAAUCUUCUCAGCAGCUCAAACAAUCACCUGAAUUAGUUGAAAAUGAUGAAUUAUUGGGCCAACAGCUCGUUCGUUGUCCCCUGAUUAAGCCACGUGGAGUGCUGACGUCACUUUCUGUUGAGCCUAGUGGCUACACCCUCUCAGUUGGGCCCAUACGCCGGUGGUAUUCGUUGGCGUAUGAGGCCCUGAUCGAUCGCGAUAACACCACUAUCGUGUUUGUGAAAGGGUUUAAACUCCGUGGGGGAAAACAAUCUGACCCGUCGAAAUUCAAGUGUGUUUAUGGUUGGGAUGUUAAGAAACAUCCCAAAUUCGUGUUGCAAUCGGAUGUUGUGUCCGUUGCUCAAGAAGUUGUUAGGUGUAAUACUCCAAUGAGCAUACUGAAUAGUCCACAGAGGUAUCAUCAGUCCAUUAAGGUUUCUGUUAGAAUGGUUGGUAAGGAACCUGUAGAGUCGAUAGCGAGUCCUAAACGUCGUUUGCAGCUUAACUUGCCAGGUCAAAAGCAGCACCACAUGUGUGUGUGCACAAUGUUAAGGAACCAGGCAAGUUUCUUGAAAGAAUGGAUCAUGUACCAUACUAAAAUCGGAGUACAGCGUUGGUUUAUAUAUGAUAAUAACAGCUUGGACGGUAUUGAAGAUGUCGUUAAGGUGUUAUCAAUGGAUGGAAACAUAAACCUGACACGUCAUGUUUGGCCUUGGAUCAAGACUCAAGAGGCAGGUUUUGCUCAUUGUGCAUUACGAGCAAGGGAUGUUUGUGAGUGGGUUGGUUUUAUGGAUGUUGAUGAGUUCUUCCACUUGCCUACUGGCUUGUCAUUGCUUGACAUAUUGAGGAACCAAUCGAAGAGUCCUCAUAAUAAUGUUGCUGAGUUGCGGGUCUCAUGUCACACGUUUGGACCAUCCGGUCUCAAACAUGUCCCGACACAAGGGGUCACAAUGGGGUACAAUUGCAGGAUGAUUGCACCAGAGAGGCACAAGAGUAUAGUGAAACCAGAAGCAUUGAAUUCAACAUUAAUCAAUGUGGUUCACCAUUUUCAUUUGAAGUCUGAGUUUACCUCUGCCAAUAUGGAUAGAAGUGUCAUGGUGAUUAACCAUUAUAAGUAUCAAGUUUGGGAUGUGUUCAAGGAGAAGUUCUACAGGAGGGUGGCUACUUAUGUGUCUGACUGGCAACAGGACAGAAAUGUUGGGUCCAAGGAUCGUGCCCCGGGUUUAGGGACACGAGCUGUUGAACCACCGGAUUGGUCUAGUCGAUUUUGUGAAGUUAUUGACACUGGCCUUAAGGAUCGAGUAGCAGAGAUGUUUACCGACCCAAGCACUGGCAAGUUACCCUGGCAAAAAUCACUGACAUGACUCCACAACAUGAAAUUAUUUAGUAUCAAAGGCAGCAUAAAUUUUUGCCUUUGAGGAUACAGGGGGAGCUCAUUUCUUUUGCUAUUUUAUUUGUACACGAAAUACUCGAUAUAUUCUUUUUGUACAUGAAUUUACGUCAUAACACAAAGGUAAUAUGAAAAUGAAAGCUGAAUGUUCAAUGUACCUGUACUUGUAUCUAGUGAAAGUCAAAAUCAUUUUUAGUAUCUC
Molecule: messenger RNA, 2099 nt
Organism: Lycium barbarum (goji berry)
Lineage: Eukaryota; Viridiplantae; Streptophyta; Magnoliopsida; Solanales; Solanaceae
Product: glycosyltransferase family 92 protein RCOM_0530710-like
Exons: 2
Coding region: 222-1871 (549 amino acids)
Source: RefSeq, a predicted model, not a curated record